Caretta caretta (loggerhead turtle) is the source of this 1424-nucleotide messenger RNA. RefSeq names its product achaete-scute family bHLH transcription factor 2 (gene ASCL2). Gene Ontology annotation, biological process: neuron differentiation; positive regulation of transcription by RNA polymerase II; sensory organ development. Gene Ontology annotation, molecular function: DNA-binding transcription factor activity, RNA polymerase II-specific; protein dimerization activity; RNA polymerase II transcription regulatory region sequence-specific DNA binding. Gene Ontology annotation, cellular component: RNA polymerase II transcription regulator complex. The record is from RefSeq and is a predicted model, not a curated record. Lineage: Eukaryota; Metazoa; Chordata; Testudines; Cheloniidae.
AAGCUGGCUGCAUUGGGAUGCAAAUAAGGCGGAGCGCGUGCUCCUCUCCGGGGGGAGGGAUUGUUUAUGGAACCUCCGCCGGGAGCCACGCGCCGGGCGUACGAAGCUGCCAAGCGAAUUCCCCAUUGGGUGGGAGGAGGCUCGGGAGCAGCGGGGGGGGGCCUCUUGUGUGUGUGGCGCGCGGCGCGUCGCGUGCUGUUCCCGGGGGCUCGCGAGCGGCGGCAGCAGCAGCGCGUGUUGAUAAGGGGCAGCGCUCAGAGGAACCUGCUGCAGAGGCGCAUUGACAGCGCGCAAGGGAGCAGGGCUGCAAAGAAGGGGAGGGGGUGGGUUACUGAAGCAGCCGCGGCCGGGAUUGUGGCUGAGCGGGCAGCGCCCGGCUCCACGCGCUGGGCACGCUCCCCCUGUUUGCAGUUAAGGAGGAGGGGGAAAUAUUUGGCAGGGGUUUUUUUUUCUCCCCCCCAAAAAACUAUUUUUGCAAGUUUUUUUUUUUCUUCCUUUCAAACUUUCCCCCACUUGCAGCCCUGCCCCGGUCACCUGCCCCCCGGAGGCUGAGGUAGCGUAGAUGCCCCAAGAUGAACGGCGGGCCAAUAGCAGCUGCCAUGCAACAGCCACCCCCGCCUUGCACAAGUUUUCCCUUGCACGGAUGCGGCGCCGGUUCCUUGGGGAUGAAGUUCCAGCCGAUGCCAGGAGCAGUCUCCUCCUCGGUGCCGCAGCAGCAGCUGCUGGUGGCCGCUAAGGGCCCGGCUCUGAACCCCAGCUCCUCCGCGGCGCGCUGCAAAGGCUCCAAGCGGCGCUCCGGCUCGCCCGAGCUGCUGCGCUGCAAGAGGCGCCUGGCUUUCCCGGGGCUGGCCGGGCAGCCGCAGCCGCCGGCGGGGGGAGCAGCGGCCGUGGCCCGGCGCAACGAGCGCGAGAGGAACCGGGUGAAGCUGGUCAACCUGGGCUUCCAGACCCUGCGCCAGCACGUGCCCAACGGCGCCGCCAGCAAGAAGAUGAGCAAGGUGGAGACGCUGCGCUCGGCCGUGGAGUACAUCCGAGCCCUGCAGCAGCUGCUGGACGAGCACGACGCCGUCCGCGCCGCCUUCCACGACGGCCUCCUGCCUCCCGCGCGGGCCGCCCCCGGCGGCGGCUGCUCCUACUCCUCCGCGUCGCCCUCCUUCGCCUCCGCCUCCUCCUCCUCCGGCGGCCGGGAGGGCAGCUCCGUGCCGGGCUCCCCGCACUCGGCUUAUUCCUCAGAUGAGAGCGGCUACGAGGGGGCGCUGAGCCCUGAGGAGCGCGAGCUGCUGGACUUCACUAGCUGGAUCGGGAGCUACUGACCCGCGCCGCGUCCCCUCCCCGCAGCAGCCUUGAAAGCAGAGAUGUGCGGGACCUCAGUACCUCUUGUCCUUGAUGCCUAUUAUGAUGCAGCAGAAGAGCAAAACGGACUC